AUGGACACCGUCUCCUCGUUGCUCUGUCCUCUCCUCGUCCUCCUCUCCUGCCUCCCCCCCUGCGUCUCCAACAUGCUGUGUCCGAAGCGCUGCACCUGCCAGAAUUUGCUGCCGUCCUACACGGUGCUGUGCGCCAAGACGGGCCUCCUCUUCGUGCCGCCCAACAUCGACCGGCAGACGGCCGAGCUCCGGCUGAUGGACAACUUCAUCACCACGCUGAGGCACCGGGACUUCGCCAACAUGUCCAGCCUGAUCCACCUGACGCUGAGCAGAAACACCAUCAGUCAGAUCAGGCCGUUCACCUUCGCUGACCUCCAGGACCUGCACGCCCUCCACCUGGACGCCAACCGCCUCACGGUCCUGGACGACUCCCACUUCCAGGGCCUGGUGAACCUGAGGCACCUCAUCCUCGCUAACAACCAGCUGCACAGCAUAUCAGAGGGAGCCUUCCAGGACUUCCUGGAGACUCUGGAGGACUUGGAUCUGAGUUACAACAACCUGGUGGACAUCCCCUGGGAGACCAUUGCUCUGCUGGUCAGCGUCAACACCCUGAGCCUGGACCACAACCUCAUCGAGAACGUCCCUGAGGGAAUCUUUUCCAACCUGCACAAGCUGGCUCG
This is a messenger RNA of Nematolebias whitei (Rio pearlfish), 620 nucleotides long. RefSeq names its product leucine-rich repeat and fibronectin type III domain-containing protein 1-like protein. The record is from RefSeq and is a predicted model, not a curated record. Gene Ontology annotation, molecular function: protein binding. NCBI's taxonomy places the organism in Eukaryota, Metazoa, Chordata, Actinopteri, Cyprinodontiformes, Rivulidae. The annotation marks the transcript as partial. The transcript has 3 exons.